AAGGUGGAUUACAGCUCUGAUUUACUUGUUCUCUACCAAACUUCGAAUCACCCGACUUGGCCAACUGACUCCCGCAAAGGAAAUUCAUUUCAGAAAUGGAUGGAAGUGCUCGAAACGCGGAAUGUUACUUUCGAAGAAUUCACUCAAAAGACCGGCACGGAAGUUCUACGCCGUUCCAUGCAGCGUUUCCAACGUACCACCUUCAAUGAGGACUUGGUUAUCAAGACCAAACUAAGAACUUCUUGGAUUUCUCAAAUGCAAAUAUGUUUCCAACCGCUCUUCGACGGGGACAACUUUUACGAAAUUGAGGAUCAAGGGAACUUCUUCACCAUGUUGUUAUCUCACAACGCUGAAAAUCUCGAUGGAGAACACCUUGAAUGUAUGAGUGUUGACUUUCAUGGGCGCCCUUCAUCGCUCAACCGAUUCAUGGAGGGCAAGGGAAGAGCCCGAGACGGAUUCACAUUUGAGCUAUGUGCCGGUCAGCGUCACGAAGUCACCGUCGAAGUUCGAGCAUUAUAUCAAAUGCUCGAGAAUGAUGAACCUGGAACGGCGUGCCGAAAUGUUGAAGACGGGGAGGACGGCGAAUUUGAUUGCAGAUCCCGUUGUCGCAUGGAAAUGAUUCGGGGCAUGUGCAAGUGCACCCCACUAUCACUUAGCUAUCUUGCGCAGGACGACUUGGAUACUUACCCGCUUUGUGACUACACGAAAUGUGAAGUUGACGUACAAAAAGGUAACUAUUCGGACUCCGAAUGUGCUAAACGAUGCUAUCGCGAUUGCCGUCAAAUCCGGUACGAGAUUGACCACGAGGUUCAAGGAAGAAUGGUCCGACCUGGUGAGAAUGAAUUUACGUGA
This is a messenger RNA of Cooperia oncophora, 852 nucleotides long. The record is from the annotation of a GenBank genome assembly. Lineage: Eukaryota; Metazoa; Nematoda; Chromadorea; Rhabditida; Trichostrongylidae.